UACAAUUUCCAAGAACUCCUUGAAGAGCUCCCUGCUGCAGCUAGAAUGCCAUUUUACAUGGACUUUGCUGAAGCAGGAUGUGGAUGUCAAUAACCUAGAGGACACAGUAGGGGAUCAGAUUGAGUUUUUAACAAAAAACAAAAUCACAUGUUAUAAUCUACUAUCCUAUGUAUGCUACCUAAAGAAUUCAAAUGAAGAAGCCCUGAGAAAUCUCCAAAAAGCUGAAGAAGAAGUGCAAAAGCAACAUCCAGAUGAAAUUGCCAAGAGAAGUCUUGUUACCUGGGGGAACUAUGCCUGGAUCUAUUACCACAUGGAGAGAUAUGAAGAAGCUCAAACUUAUGUAAGCAAAGUGGAAAACAGCUGCAAAAAGCUUUCAAGUACUGCUCGAUUGAAGAUUCAGCUUCCAGAGAUCUAUGCUGAGCAAGGAUGGGCAUUAUUAAAGUUUGGGCGAAAAUACUAUGAGAGAGCAAUGAAAUGCUUUGAAAAUGCUCUGAAGGAUGAACCCAAUAACCCAGAAUUUAAUAGUGGCUAUGCAACAGCAAUGUAUCGUUUGGAACAUCUUUCCUCCAGACAGCGUGAAGAUCUAAGCUUGUCCCUUCAGCCCCUGAGGCGUGCAGUCGAACUGAAUCCGAAGGAUACUUUCAUUAUGGCAUUACUUGCGUUAGAACUUCAGGACUUAGAGAAAGUUGAUGAAGGGGAGAAGUACAUUGAAGAAGCAAUGCAGAAAACCCCUCAUCUUCCUUAUUUAAUGCGAUAUGUUGCCAAAUUUUACAGAAGGAAAGGAGAAGUGGACAAGGCACUGGAGAUUUUGAAGAAGGGCCUAGUGUUAACACCAAAGUCUGCCUUUUUUCAUCACCAACUAGGAAUGUGCUACAAACUAAAGCUGGUAGAGCUGAAAAAGGCUACAAGAUAUCCACCCCAAGAGCAAAUGAAGGAACUCACCCAACUUUCCAUUUUUCAUUUUAAAAUAGCGGCAGACCUAAAGACAAAUUUUUUUUCUGCCAUUCUUGACCUAGCAAGAAUGUAUGCAGAAGGAAGGAUGUAUGAAGAAGCUGAAGAGGCGUUUCAGAAAGCAAUUCAGAUAAAUAUUCUAUUCGAUGAUGAUAAACAAUAUUUCUACUACAAUUAUGGCAAUUUUCAGCGCUUUCAUAUAAAAUCAGAAUCUGAAGCCAUUAAGUAUUACCUAGAAGGGCUGAAAAUUGAAGAAGAUUCUGAUGCAAGAGAUAAGUGCAAAAAUGCUCUGAAAAAAAUGUUGGAGCAGAGAAUUCAUAAGGGUUUAGGAGAUGCAACAGAUUAUGGUACCCUUGGACUUGUUCAUAAUCUAGACGGUGAGAAACAUGAAGCAAUUGAGUGCUAUGAGAAAGCUGUUACAUUGUGUCCUGACAAUGAAGAAUAUCUGUGUGCAUUAUAUGAGCUACGACUUUCCAUCUCAGGCUAA
Messenger RNA from Eurypyga helias (sunbittern), 1438 nucleotides. Its product is annotated as interferon-induced protein with tetratricopeptide repeats 5-like. The record is from RefSeq and is a predicted model, not a curated record. The annotation marks the transcript as partial. Gene Ontology annotation, cellular component: cytosol. Gene Ontology annotation, biological process: defense response to virus. Gene Ontology annotation, molecular function: protein binding. NCBI's taxonomy places the organism in Eukaryota, Metazoa, Chordata, Aves, Eurypygiformes, Eurypygidae. The transcript has a single exon.